AUGGUGGAUACUGGAACUAAUCUACAUUCACUAGAAAGUUAUGGAAAUAAUACUGACGAGAAGAACUUAAAACUGUCAAAUACUCAAGCAAAUGCAAUAGAUGAUCUUGUUGAUAGCUCACUAGAUCAUAGUAGUGGUAAAGAUGAUCUAUUUAUGCAACUUCAAACAAAAUUCUUCGAUUUAUUGUUAGAGAUCCAUCAUCUUAUUCCAUCAUGGGGAUCUUAUAAAGAAAAUUUUUACUUUCAUUGGAAACGAAUUAUUGGGGCAUCUAGUGUCAAAGAUAUUCAUGCAUACAAACUUAUAUUUAGAUGUUUAGGAAAUUUAAGUCCCUCUUCAACCCCUAUAUUUAUAUUGAAGCCAGUUAUAAAACAACUUGAUGAAUAUAGAAAAAUUUCUGAAGCUGACUAUAUCCCAACAGAUUUAGAUAUAAUUAUACCACAAAAUCAACCUUUACCACCAGUUUCAGUAUUCCAGUCUAGUCAACAGAUAAGCCUUCCAGCUUCUCCUAUUGGUAACACUAAUUCUCAUUUUGAGAAGUGCUAUGGAAAUAAAAAUUAUUCGCCAAAGUCAGAAAGUGACAAUAGCAUUAAUCUAAACCAAAAUAAUACUGAUUUUAAUAAAAUAAAUGAUUUUAUACCUAAUCUCCUUGAUAGGAAUAACUUGAUGCCUCCUGGAUCUCCUCAUAAUCCUGCUAGCUUUUUGUUAUUUAGUGGAGAUUCACAUAGCCAAAGUCAGAAUGCCGUCACUGCAGCUGCUCUGUUAUUUGGGACUAGACCAUCAAUUAAUACUGAUUCAUCAUUAAAUAGCUCUUCAUAUUGUGACAAACAAAUUUCUUCAGGUCAUACAUCAAUAACGUGUUUGAAAGGAUCAGAAUUAUCACCAGAUAUAACAUCUAAUAAUUUACAUACAUCUACCUUCACUCCAUCAACAUGUACAUCAUCUUCAUCUUUAUCACCAUCUGAUUAUGGGAUGGCUGGGCCUUUAAUGGCAGCAUUUCAACAUAUACAGGCUGUGGCAGCUGCAGCUGCAGUUGUAUCUCAAAAUAAGAACUCACCUGAUAGAGUUAAAGUAGAUAAUAAUUCAUCUCAGCCGCCUAAGAAGCGUCCAAGAAGAAAUGGCGAAAUUCAAGGUGUAUACUUUGAUAAAAUUAGGAAGUUAUGGCGUGCAAAUUGGAAGGAAAAUGGAAGAGUUAAAACAAAAGGAUUCUCUGUAUUCCAAUAUGGUGAUGAAGGUGCUAGACAAAAAGCAAUUGACUAUCGUAAAAAGAUGGAGAGAGAAUUUUAUAUAGUUCCACCUCAUUCAAGGCAACAUGCUAUUCCUGUUCCAAAUAAUACUAUAGCUCAUUCUAAUUCUACUCUAACAGAUAAUAUGAAAUCUAACCAAAAUCAACUCAACGAAGUUAAGUGUGAGGAAUCUUUAUGUAUUAAUGCCGUAUCAAAUACUUCCAAUUUAAAUAAUGUUAGUGAAGAAAAUCGUUCAUUAUUGGGUACAGAUCAAUGUGAAAUGAAUGGAAGUUCUAAUAUUACUAAUAUUACUAAACAGUCAGUAAAUAUAUGA
Molecule: messenger RNA, 1557 nt
Organism: Cryptosporidium muris RN66
Lineage: Eukaryota; Apicomplexa; Conoidasida; Eucoccidiorida; Cryptosporidiidae
Product: AP2 domain-containing protein
Exons: 1
Coding region: 1-1557 (518 amino acids)
Biological process (GO): regulation of DNA-templated transcription
Molecular function (GO): DNA-binding transcription factor activity
Source: RefSeq, a predicted model, not a curated record